UUUCUUCCCCGCCCUGGUGAGGUACGGGAACCCGGAAGGGCCGGGCUCACAGCCCCGCCUCGGACGCGACUAAGGACUGGAGGGUUGGGGUGGUAGCUCGCAGAUGGACCUGGUAGUCGGCCAGCGAGCAGCAUGGAGGCGCCCUGGGGGAUCGUCAACGCUGAGCGGACCUGGUACGUCUCUGCCCAGCAGCCCGAAGAGACGGAGGCGGAAGAGUUGAGCCCGUUGCUAAGCAACGAACUUUACAGACAGGGUUCCCCAGGUGUUUCAUUUGGUUUUUCUGUGUUUAAUUUGACGAAUGCCAUCAUGGGAAGUGGCAUCCUUGGCUUAGCUUAUGUUAUGGCUCAUACUGGCGUCCUUGGAUUUAGUUUCUUGCUGUUGAUAGUUGCUCUCCUGGCUUCUUACUCGGUUCACCUCCUGCUUAGUAUGUGCAUUCAGACAGCUGUGACAUCUUAUGAAGAUCUUGGACUCUUUGCAUUUGGAUUACCUGGAAAGGUGGCGGUAGCAGGCACCAUCCUAAUUCAGAAUAUUGGAGCUAUGUCGUCUUAUCUCUUAAUUAUUAAAACAGAGCUUCCUGCUGCUGUUUCAGAAUUUUUGUCUGGAGACCAUACUGGGUCUUGGUAUCUUGAUGGACAAACGCUACUAAUAAUCAUUUGUGUUGGCAUUGUGUUCCCUCUUGCACUUCUUCCUAAAAUAGGCUUUCUUGGCUACACAAGUAGUUUAUCAUUUUUCUUUAUGGUGUUCUUUGCUCUAGUGGUAGUAAUUAAAAAAUGGUCCAUUCCUUGUCCUCUGCCAUUAAAUUAUGUAGAGCAAUACUUCCAGAUUUCAAAUGCUACAGAUGAUUGUAAACCAAAGCUCUUUCAUUUCUCCAAAGAGAGUGUUUAUGCCAUACCUACCAUGGCUUUUUCAUUUCUCUGCCAUACCUCAAUAUUGCCAAUAUACUGUGAACUUCAAAGCCCUUCCAAGAAAAGAAUGCAAAAUGCAACCCAUACAGCAAUUGCUUUAAGUUUUCUCAUUUAUUUUAUAUCUGCACUCUUCGGGUACCUCACUUUUUAUGACAAAGUGGCGUCAGAAUUGCUGGAAGGUUAUAGCACAUACUUGCCCCAUGAUGUUGUUGUCAUGACUGUGAAGUUAUGCAUACUGUUUGCUGUGCUUUUGACAGUCCCUCUAAUCCACUUCCCUGCAAGGAAAGCUUUAAUGAUGAUGUUUUUCUCCAACUUUCCAUUCUCAUGGACUCGCCAUUCUUUGAUCACUCUAGCACUCAAUAUUAUCAUUGUUUUACUUGCAUUAUAUGUCCCUGACAUUAAGAAUGUAUUUGGUAUAGUUGGUUCCAGUACAUCAACAUGUUUGAUUUUUGUAUUCCCAGGAUUAUUUUAUCUUAAACUUAGCAGAGAGGAUUUUCUCUCAUGGAAAAAGCUUGGGGCUUUUGUUUUGCUCAUCUUUGGAAUUUUGGUUGGGAAUUUUAGUUUAGCACUAAUCAUUUUUAAUUGGAUUAAUAAAUGAAAGAAAUAUUUUCCUCCUUCUUAUGAAGAAUAAUUUACCUCUGUGUGCAAAAAAGGAAUAAUUCUGGAAGGGAUAAUUCUGGAUUUACCUUGGGUAAAUCCUUUUUAUACAGAUAAAGAUGUUCAGUGAGACAAGACGAACUAGAGCCCUGCAGCCCACCACUAGAGACUUUUCUUCCAUGUUGUUAUUAAUCUCUCUUUUGGGUAAAGUUAUCGUCCUGUAGUGUCAUCUAACCUGCAUUUCUUCAGUCCUUCUGGAAGUGUCUCCCAAGUCAGUAGGUUCCAGCCCAGCAGAAACCAUAGCACCUGAGGAUUUGGAGCUGACCCUCUUCCUUUGGAACUUGUGCCCUCCAAAAAUGUCUCCUAGGCUGCCUGUCCCUGCAUGACCAACUUUGUCACCAGCUGCUGCUUCAGGACUCUGAAGAGUCCUACCUUAUGGAUGCAAAUCAAAACAGCUCAGAAUCAAGCCUGGGAAUCGAGUCAGAAUGGAUUGCUUUGCAUGGAGGAGCUCUGUCACUGAGUGAAGCCAGCCAAAUUCCCCAGGCUCCCCAACCCUCCGGAAAUAAGCUUUACAGGGCCUGGAGGCCUGGGCCCAACAGGGUGGGCGUGAUUUGAAUAUUCACUGCCACAGCUGCCUCGGCCCAGCGGCCCAGCGCUGGUCACUGCCAUAGGUCUCGCUUCAUUUUACUGCCUCAGAAUCCCCCUGUGCAUGUUAGUGGUUAAUACAGCAGCCAGGAGACGCCAGACAGCUCUCGGCACCUGGUUCAAAUUUAAGGCUCAUUUACACAUGAUGUCACACACGCAUUG
Ailuropoda melanoleuca (giant panda) is the source of this 2309-nucleotide messenger RNA. It is a transcript of the gene SLC38A6, whose product is annotated as solute carrier family 38 member 6. Lineage: Eukaryota; Metazoa; Chordata; Mammalia; Carnivora; Ursidae. The transcript is spliced from 18 exons. Gene Ontology annotation, biological process: amino acid transmembrane transport; L-glutamine transport. The coding region runs from base 133 to 1503 and encodes 456 amino acids. The record is from RefSeq and is a predicted model, not a curated record. Gene Ontology annotation, molecular function: L-glutamine transmembrane transporter activity. Gene Ontology annotation, cellular component: plasma membrane.